Molecule: messenger RNA, 660 nt
Organism: Teleopsis dalmanni
Lineage: Eukaryota; Metazoa; Arthropoda; Insecta; Diptera; Diopsidae
Product: beta-glucosidase 12-like
Exons: 3
Coding region: 9-587 (192 amino acids)
Biological process (GO): carbohydrate metabolic process
Molecular function (GO): beta-glucosidase activity
Source: RefSeq, a predicted model, not a curated record
AUCAUGAUAUGGGAGUUAUAGAAACACAAGAUCCUAGCUGGCCUGGAUCUGGUUCCGUAUGGUUAAAGGUUUAUCCAAAGGGCAUGUACAAUCUUUUGAUGUGGAUUAAAAAUGAGUACAAUGAUCCAAUCAUUAUAGUGACUGAAAAUGGGGUUAGUGACAGAGGUGGCUUGGAAGAUUAUGAUCGUGUUGAUUACUACAACUUAUAUUUGACAUCUGUAUUGGAUGCAAUUGACGAUGGUGCUAAUAUUCAGGGAUAUAUUGCUUGGAGUUUAAUGGAUAGCUAUGAAUGGAAAGCUGGAUUCGCAGAAAAAUUUGGUUUAUAUCAUGUGGAUUUCACACAUCCUAAUCGUACCCGAACUCCAAAGAUUUCAGCACAAGUUUACGCUCAUAUCUGCAAAACAAAUAUGAUUGAUUGGAAUUAUCGACCCACUUUAAAUGAACAACAAAUAUCUGCAAUGGCACGUCUUCCGGAAACUGAUUACACCGCAUCAGGGGCUGUUAUUAACAGCAGAAACGUGGUAUGGUUAAGCACGUUAUUUAGUGUUGUUUCAGGUGUUCUGUUUGGUGUAAUUUUAAGAUCCUAAAGUUUUAUUUAUUAAUUUGUUAUUAUUUAUUUUUUUUUAUUUAUGUAAAUUUUUAUUUAUCGUUUUUGUUUAU